AUGUUUCUCAUUCUUCUCGCGUGUGUUAUUUUGUGUGCCGGUGUCAUCUACCUCCCAUACUCGGCCGGGCUCACACAUAUCGAAAAGAACCACCAUGUGAAAAGUGCCAAAAAGGAAAAGGAAACGAAAGCGCCCCAGUACGAUGGAUACGUCCCGCCCGAUGAGGAAAUUAGACUCCAAGAAGAGGCCAAAAACGCCCGUGCAUCGGCGCUCAAGGAAAAAUUGACUGUGACUGCCGAGGAUAUGCCGCUUCGCAUCCGCUUGAACCAAGACUCGGUCUUGAGAAAGAGACAAGAACACACCAUUAGCGAUGGCAAUCCCAACACCUACGACUACGACUUGGACGAGUUGAUCGAGGAGGAGACCGUGGGCGCUGCGCAAAAGGCCCAGGCCGAGCUUUAUUCGCACGAGAAGAUUGGCGGCGACAAGGAGGCGAUGGUGUGA
Molecule: messenger RNA, 444 nt
Organism: Clavispora lusitaniae ATCC 42720
Lineage: Eukaryota; Fungi; Ascomycota; Pichiomycetes; Serinales; Metschnikowiaceae
Source: RefSeq, a predicted model, not a curated record